AGGCGUCAUGUGAUAUAAGUAUUAUCAGAGACUGUUUGCUUUGUGCGUUCUGGGUGUUGCAGGCUGUCACUACCACAUCAAACGGUACAUGUAUGUGACCCUUCAGACGAGGAGUAUGCAGAAAAGUGCCCAGUGCUGAUAACGAUUAAACUCUUUCUACCUGCUCUCGGGAUUCCUGCUAAUCAUGGCUCUGCAGAUGGGGUUCUUGUGUUUGGCCCUGCUGGGUCUGAGCUCGGCGCUGGUCUGUCCCAAUGGACACACAUGUCAGAACAAAAACACCUGCUGCAAGAAUACUGAGGGGGGAUACGGAUGCUGUCCGCUACCACGUGCAGAGUGCUGUUCAGACCACCUCCACUGCUGUUACGAGGGCACGCUGUGUGAUUUGGUCCAUGAGAAAUGCGUCAAUAAAACGGUUUCCCUGCCGUGGAUGACACGACUCCCGACCCAGCCUCAGCUCGAGGAGACGGUGAAGGCAGUCGUUUGUCCGGACCAGGUGUCCGAGUGUCCGGAUGACACGACUUGCUGCCAGCUUCCUGACAGCUCCUGGGGCUGCUGCCCCUUAGCCAAGGCGGUGUGUUGUGACGAUAGGCGCCACUGCUGCCCUGAGGCAACGAAGUGUGAUAUCGCUCACUUGCGGUGCGUCUCUGCCUCGCUGGAGUCUUUCCCUCUGCUGGCCAAACUACCUGCUAGAAGGAGAGGGAAUAACCCAGGUCUUACUACUUUUGUAGCUUCCAUUGGCAGUUCAAUAUCGUGCCCUGAUGGGAAACUCAGCUGCCCGACCGCUUUCACAUGCUGUCUGCUACCGAGCGGAGAGUACGGCUGCUGCCCAUACCCAAAGGCCACAUGCUGUGAGGAUCACCUUCACUGUUGCCCUGCCAACAUGGAGUGUGACCUGAAGCAUUCACGGUGUAGGCGUGGCGAGACCGUCAUGCCCCUGAUGAAGAAGAUCCCUGCUGUAGCCAGUGACAUCAGUUGUCCAGACAAGAAGUCAUUUUGUCCUGAUCACACCACAUGCUGCAAGAUGAUCAACGACACCUACGGCUGCUGCCCGAUGCCCAGUGCCAUCUGUUGUUCAGAUCGCAUCCACUGCUGCCCUGCAGGCUCAGAGUGCGACCUGUACCACAGGACCUGUGAGUCUACCCAGAGAAACCCCACCAUGACACUGGCAGAAGCUGCAACCGAGCUCCUUAAAGUCCAGAGAAAAGACCUUUCAGUCCAUUCCAUCCCCUGCAACGACUCUGUGGCCUGUGCUGACGGAAGCACCUGCUGUAAAACACUGAAAGGAGACUGGGCCUGCUGUCCGUUACCACAGGCUGUGUGCUGUGAGGACCACCUGCACUGCUGCCCCCACGGCACCAUUUGUAACCUGAAAAGCUCCACGUGCGACGACUCCACAGGUAACGCCGUGACUCCCAUGCUUGGACACGUGCCGGUAUUUCCUUUACUGGAAGACGGUAACAACAGGUGCGACAAAUCAACGACAUGUCCUGGGAAAUCCACCUGCUGCAAGACUGCGAGUGGCGGUUGGGCCUGCUGUCCGCUGCGUCAGGCUGUUUGCUGUGAUGAUCACAUCCAUUGCUGCCCUCACAGCAAAGUCUGCAACCUGGCAGCCGAAACUUGCGAUGACCCUCGGGGCUUCUCUCCGCCCGUCUCCUGGCUGACAAAGGUAGCAGCUCUGACCUUGGAGGUGGAGGAUGAGAAAUGCGAUGAGAAGACCAGAUGUCCGUGGGGCUCCACCUGCUGUAAAAUGAACUCCGGACAGUGGGCCUGCUGCCCUUUACCACAGGCUGUGUGCUGCAACGAUCACGAGCACUGCUGCCCCAAAGGCUACAAGUGCAAUGUGGCAGAGGGCACCUGUGACAAACCCGGUGGCCUCAGUGUGGCCUGGCUGCAGAAGAUCCCAGCCCUGCAGGAGGAGCUCGGCCAGACUGUUUCCCAUCCAACUCAGAACAUGUGCGACGCCCAGACCAGCUGUCCCAGAGACACGACCUGCUGCUUCAUGGAAAAGGAACACAAAUGGGGCUGCUGCCCUCUGCCGAACGCUGUCUGCUGCAAAGAUGGAAACCAUUGCUGCCCCAGCGGACACACCUGUGAGCCCCACCACUUCUCCUGCUCCAGAGGUUCCCAUGUCAUACCGUGGUUCGCCAAAGUGAGCGCUGUAACAGAGCUGGGCGCCGUGAUCGACGUUAAAUGUGACAACAAGAGCAGCUGUGCUUCAGGGACGACCUGCUGUAAGCUGAAGACCGGAAAGUGGGGCUGCUGCCCGCUGUUCAAGGCUGUUUGCUGCACUGACCACGAGCACUGCUGCCCUCAGGGCUACACCUGCAACAUGCAGACAGGAACAUGCGAGAAGCAACGACGCUACCACUACCUCAGCACCAUCCCUCAGAUCGAAGUGCUACAGUCUGUGAAGGAGGACGAGGAGGAUGUGGCGUGUGAUGGCAGGGGCGAGUUUCGCUGCUCCAAACGAGACACCUGCUGUAAGAUCUCCGCCACGGAGUGGAGCUGCUGCCCCUCCCCCAGGGCCGUCUGCUGCUUUGACUCGAAGCACUGCUGUCCUGCCGGGUACUCGUGCGACCUCAAGGCCGGAGGCUGCACCUUGCAGACCCAGCUGACCUGGGACUCGUGGUUUGGGGACCGAAAGAGAGACCCUGUCCCCCACGGACUCUAAUCCACUGAAGUGCAAUGAUGAUCUCAAUCUUUCCGUUAUGUCAUCUACUGGUGUUGUCUGUGGACAAGAAGGGCUUCUUCCCGUUUCAUUUCGUGGAGGUGCAUUCACUGAGUUUUUUGCACUCUUGCGUAUUUUUGAGUUUUGUGUGGUUGGGGGGGAUUUGGUCCACAUAUGCAGGAAAAACAUUUGUUUAAUUGUUUUUUGCCAAUGACGGAAUUUUAGUGAAGUUGAAGUAGUUUUCAAGGUGGAAGCAGGUGAAACCUAGCCUGCAUUCUGGUUGAAAAUAUUUAUUGCACUCCUUCAGAACCACUCCACAUCUAGGUUCCAGGACAGCUUUACAGUGCGUCCGUUUCAACCUGCGGUGUUAUCUGUUAAUGUCAGAUCUGAAGUUUUCUUAUAGGUAACAAACCCCAUUUCAAAAUAAACUUCAGUGAAUUCGUCUCUUUUGAAAGUCUAUUGUUUCUGCUGAUAUUUUUUCUCCCCCUUUCUUCUUCAGACAGAGUAGCUUAGCAUGAGUGAACUUAAAAUAAUGAACCCAUACAGGGAGCUUGACGCCUGCUCUCAGUUCAUUCUGUCUGAAAUUGGCUGCUUCACUCCUUUAGCUCUACGUAUCUUCUGAUUGGCUGCCCAAAACUUUAAACAACAGGUGGGUGCAGCGGGUGGAGAAUGCGCUCUUCAACCUUUUAAGAUAGAGGAGCAUGUUUUUGUACCAAGGUUGACAGUUCCUUUUGAGUUUGUGUAACAAAUCUUAUGCAUAUUUUGAUGACAUUUGUUGAUACUUUCAUGAAAGAAACUUCCUGAUCAUUAGUGUUUAAACAUGAGUGCACAGAGCUGGUCUACUUCUCUGGAAGAGAAUCAUGAAUGUACAAACUGCCUUGUGAGCAACAUUUCCUAAAUAAUCUGACUUGAACCACGUGUCUUCUCUAAAAGGCAGUUUUUUGUUAAGUCGGCAGAACGGUAUCAUCUUUCCUGAUAGUUUAUUCAUUAAAAUGGCAAAGUUGCAAAUUAACCACUUUAACAGUGAAAAACCACAAAUCUGGACAAACUAACAGGUAGCCUUUGGAAUUGUUUCCAGUGUUUCUGAAUUUAUUGAUGCAGUCGUUAAUUUGACUGUUUCAGGCUUAGAGGAUCGAGCUGUCAGAUUAGAGCUGCUGUGAUUGUGGGCACAUUUACUUUAUGGUAAAGUGGUUUUGGUGUCUGGAGACUCGAUGUUUCACUGACUCUUAAGAGUUUUAAAAAAGAAAACAUCGUACAGCAGACUGUCAAACAUUUAUUGUUGUACAUGCAAACUGAAAUGUAGGCGU
Molecule: messenger RNA, 3975 nt
Organism: Pundamilia nyererei
Lineage: Eukaryota; Metazoa; Chordata; Actinopteri; Cichliformes; Cichlidae
Gene: grnb
Product: granulin b
Exons: 17
Coding region: 185-2671 (828 amino acids)
Cellular component (GO): extracellular region
Source: RefSeq, a predicted model, not a curated record